Molecule: messenger RNA, 1122 nt
Organism: Dioscorea cayenensis subsp. rotundata (Guinea yam)
Lineage: Eukaryota; Viridiplantae; Streptophyta; Magnoliopsida; Dioscoreales; Dioscoreaceae
Product: geminivirus-like replication protein
Exons: 1
Coding region: 1-1122 (373 amino acids)
Biological process (GO): DNA replication
Molecular function (GO): structural molecule activity; DNA endonuclease activity, producing 5'-phosphomonoesters
Source: RefSeq, a predicted model, not a curated record
AUGCCACUCCCUCAAAAAAGGUUUAGGAUCAAUGCAAAAAAUCUGUUUCUCACUUAUCCUAAAUGUUCAUUAGCAAAAGAGUUCGCAUUAGAAAAGCUGAGAGCUGUUAUUCUCCCAAGCAACAAAAAGUUCAUCAGGGUUGCAAGAGAGUUACAUGAAGACGAAAGUCCACAUUCACAUGUAUUAAUACAAUUACAAGGAAGGGCAAAGGUAACAAAUUCAAGAAUAUUUGAUAUUGUUUCUCCCAACUCCUCUGUUGUUUUUCAUCCCAAUAUACAGUCUGCAAAGUCUAGUAAAGACGUCAAAGCAUACAUUGAAAAGGGCGGUGACUAUGUGGACUGGGGCACAUUCCAGGAAGAAUCCAGAAAAACAAGAAAUGGAAAAAAAUCAUUGAAUGAUGUGUAUGAUGAGGCUCUGCAUACGGGUUCGGCAGAGGAUGCAUUGAACAUUAUAAGAAGGAAUGAUCCUAGAAUAUUCUCACUUCAGUAUCACAAUUUAAGGGCAAAUUAUGAAAGAUUAUUUUACAAACCAAGUGAUCCAUACAUUUCUUUCUGGGCAUACUCAUCAUUUAAUGCAACCAGGCUUAGGAAUGAGUGGCUUGAGCAUAAUUUUCAGAUUAAUGAUGCUGCGCAGCCAUGUGGGGAUAUAAUUAUACAAAGGGAAGAUCGUAUUAGGCCCAUUAGUCUGAUUCUUGAAGGCCCAAGUCGUAUUGGUAAAACUGCUUGGGCUCGUUCGCUGGGUAAACACAAUUAUAUCUGUGGGCAUCUGGAUUUCAAUCCAGCAACUUAUCAACAAGAUGUUCUAUAUAAUGUAAUUGGUGAUGUAUCUACUGUGUAUCUACGUCUGAAGCACUGGAGAGAACUCAUAGGUUGCCAAAGAGACUGGCAGACAAAUUGCAAAUAUGGUAAACCAAUACGUAUUAAAGGUGGAAUACCGCCUAUUAUCUUGUGUAACCCGGGUAGUGAUUCAAGCUACAAAGAAUACCUGGACAAAAAUGAAAACAUGGGUCUGCGUGAUUGGACCUUGAAGAAUGCCAAGUUUGAGUUCAUACACGAGCCUCUUUUCAACACGGCCCAAGCCCAAGACAGCAAUACUAGUUAUUCAUCUGGUUGUUCGCUCUGA